This is a messenger RNA of Nasonia vitripennis (jewel wasp), 1462 nucleotides long. RefSeq names its product venom protein F. The record is from RefSeq and is marked validated. The transcript is spliced from 6 exons. Lineage: Eukaryota; Metazoa; Arthropoda; Insecta; Hymenoptera; Pteromalidae. The coding region runs from base 251 to 994 and encodes 247 amino acids.
CUCGCGCGCGCGCGCAUCUCGGGUGAUCGUGCUUCACGCUUCUCCGCGACGAUCGUUCAGCGUCGUGUGGCUGUACUACUCGUAUCUGUGCGCUCGUGUAGAGGAUAACGCGCAGGGGAGAGAGAGAAGCGAGUUACGGGCGACGCGCUGCAAGCCCUACUCAGUAGGCGAGCGAGUCUGGCCGCGAACACAUCGUUUUACGCACGCAUAAGUAUACGACAUCGAGGUCGAGGGACGAAUCGUCGCCAGCAUGCGUUUCCUUGUCGCCGCUGCUUUGGCCAUCGCCGGCUGCUGCUGCUUUAUCGACAUCGCCGAGGCCAGAGCGCAGAGGUUUCACGAGAAGACGCGCUUUGAUCGAUCGGUAGACAAUGAAUACUACCAAGACACCAACACUCACGUGGUGGUCUACAAGAAGCCGAGAAUCUUCACCGACACAGCCACGCACUACACCGCCUACCGAGACGGAGCCCUGAGCGUUUGUUAUCUAGACAAGCUAAAGGGCAACGAAGCCGACGACACCAGGCUCUGGAGAGAAGUGAUUCGGAACAACAAGCACACCAUCUUCGCUUCCGAUCGCUCGCUGACCAAAAUCGAGGCCUGGCGUCUGGCGGGUGGGCGUAUAGUGGAGUUCUGCCACGGUAUGACCUUCAUUCUUCUCCAAAACACCAAACCCACGUCCGAAACCGCUGACGAUCCCUUCUACAACGAGCUUCCGGAAGAUGAGAACGACAUCGUCCAGAAACGCGUCGCUGAUGUAGUGCUCAGACCUCUGAAGGUCCGCGCCAAACGCCAGACUAUUAUGGAGGAACGCGAAAGGCUGAACCAGCAAGAAUUUGCGAGGAGGAAACGAGAGGCUGGACCGUACAGGGGUGCUGGUCGAUUCAGGGGUCAGACGCAGUCGCAGUAUCUGAACGUUGGCAAUGAUGGACAGAAGGAAGGAAAGGCUGAGGCCGAAGCGACCCAGCAUGCGUCCAGGGCUGUCGUUAGUUACUGAGAUACCUCGCACUCCCUAAACAAAACUAACAAUAACCAAAUGUAUCACUAUUAAAUAAACGUGGAAGCAGUGGAAUGGGCCAAGCUCAGAGUAUGUCAUCUGGUGCCGACGGAUGCGACGGAUGUCUCGGAUACGAUAGAUUAGUGCCACCAGCCAUACCAGGUAUCAUCGAAUCUCAACCUGGUCUUUCAACAGGUGUGAUGGGCAAUUCAGUCUGAAAAUUCUUACCAUGCCUCUAUUAAUUGAAUUAAUGUACGCUUGACUCAUUCCAUCCGAACGUACUAACGACUCAACAUUACGCAAUGCGCGUACAUGAUGAUUGGAUUGUACGUCGCUCAUAAUAAUUAUGCACGUCACUAAUACUUACAGCAUCUAUAUAAAUGAUGCCCAGCGCAGUACUUUUUAUAUUUUUUAAUAUACAUUUGUAGCAAAGAUGAAUUUAUCUAGAAUAAAAGCUAUUGAGCAUAA